Cladophialophora bantiana CBS 173.52 is the source of this 1449-nucleotide messenger RNA. RefSeq lists its product as uncharacterized. The coding region runs from base 1 to 1449 and encodes 482 amino acids. The transcript has 2 exons. Lineage: Eukaryota; Fungi; Ascomycota; Eurotiomycetes; Chaetothyriales; Herpotrichiellaceae. The record is from RefSeq and is a predicted model, not a curated record.
AUGACUAACGCACCUGCUUCUUUGCAAGCCUAUGAAUGUAUACAUCCGAAGUUAAUAACCGUCGCCUCGGCGAAUGAAGUGUCGAUGGUAAAGAUAGCAUGGAGAAGGAUCGGGCAAGAGUGGCCGCUGAUGUUUCACCUGCAAGUCGCCUCUGCGGCAAACCUCAUCCGCGCGGACAUUAAGAACGAGCGGUUUCCCAACAACAUCGAGGUUCUGCGGCUGAAACACCAGGCUCGCGGCUUAGCUUUGGUGACGAAGGAGCUCCAGAACCUCAAAGGCCCGGCACCCGAUUCACUGAUCAUGGCGAUGAUUAUGGUGGCCAACCUGACGGAUCCCAACCCGACCCAAUUUCCGGAAACCAUUCGCCCUUCUCCAUUAGCGACCGCUCAAAACCUACACCUCUAUGCCAGACUUACGGUUAUUCCUUCCAUGAUUCAAGCACUACUGGAACUCGUCGUCAAGCGUGGCGGGAUUCAAACCAUGCAACAAUUUGGACUCCCGCAACUUCUUCAAUUCGCCGACUUGAUGGUCAGCUCGAGGCUUGGUAUGACCCCUUCUUUUCCGUGGGUGCUUCCACCCUUCUCCAUUCUCAAAGGACCCACCUAUCAGCCCGACCAGGAUGCUAUCAUGAUGUCAAUGGUGAUCGGUACUGGCUUCAGACAGCUCGAUCCCAUCGGCAUGGGCCUAGCAAAUGCCUUGAGAGCCGCGGGCGAGGUUACUGUCGCUCUUGACCACUACCAGCAGGGCCGACCAAACCCCCCAAACCUGAUCGAUAUAGUUAAUGCAGCAAAUGAAACUCACCACAAGUUAUCCGGUCUCGGGCCGAAGAUGCCUCUCAAUCCACAAAGGACCGACUACUUAUGGAAUGUUUGCCGUGUGGCCGGCCUCAUCUAUAGCGAUUUGGUUUUGUUUCCUCUGCCACCCACGGCCGGUGUUAGACCUCGACUGGCUGGAGAACUUCUCCUUGCUAUGGAAAAUUUCGAAGUUUUCCAGGCGGAAGAAGCUGCCUGUCUGGAUCAAGGCACUGAUAUGGAGGACUACACCCGUUUGCUGCUGUGGGCAUUGACGCUCGGAGGUCUUGCUUCACUGAACACCCCCAACAAGCCAUAUUUUGUGCAAAAACUGCAGGAAUAUGUUGUGCGAUGGCCAUAUAUUUCCGACUGGCACGCUUACAUCAAUCUCAUGGCUACAUACUUGUGGUGGGACUACAUACUCGAAGAGCCUGCGGCACAAAUAUGGACGGAGGUCACCUUGUCCCCUACAGAUUUGUCACACCAAGGUUCGGUAUUUGCAAGACCGAAUCGCAACCCGUCUCCAUCGGACUGGAUACCGAUUCCACCAGUCCAACAGAACAUUUCGCCUGAUUUCCAUCGGCCGCCCCGUCAUGGUAUGCCAACACCAAGUUCUUCUGAGCAAUCUCCACACCCGCCCGGGAAUGUCCAAAUGUGA